Molecule: messenger RNA, 1372 nt
Organism: Budorcas taxicolor (takin)
Lineage: Eukaryota; Metazoa; Chordata; Mammalia; Artiodactyla; Bovidae
Gene: SNX10
Product: sorting nexin 10
Exons: 9
Biological process (GO): intracellular protein transport
Molecular function (GO): phosphatidylinositol binding
Source: RefSeq, a predicted model, not a curated record
AUGGCUAUUGGCUGUAACGCACCCAUGAUCCAGAAGGAGUGCCGUAGAUGUAAAAUAAGGGCUACCAUAAAUGCAGAACAGGAACCUCUAACUGCUUCAUCCAAGAUGAUGGGCUUCUCCACUGGCUCUUUGGUUGAGGUUGGUGCGGCCGCACAGCUCUCCCCAGCCUCGGGGGCCGAGGGCAGCUUCCAGGUCCGCGGCAGGGGCGGGGCAGGCCUCCGCGGGGCCGUACCUGGGUUGGGCGGUGCGGCGGCCACGAUAGCGGGCGCGGAGCGCGGGCGCAGGGCCGCUACGUGUACGGGGAACGCGGGGCUGCGCUCGUGUGCGCUCCUCGGCGCUCGCCGCCGCCGCCGCUGCCGCGCCUUUGAGUCAGCAAACUCCGCCACCCGCUGGCCCGCUGGCCCUGCUCUGCCUGGCUCUGCCUGGAGGUGCCGCCCGUGCCUCUCUCUGCGGGGGGGGGAAGAUGCUUGGGUCUCCUGGGGUUGGAGCCGGGCGUUGCCUCUUUUCCUGCCGGGGAAGAGGAAUCGGUCGGCUGGUUUGCCAGGGGAGGGCACGGAUCGGAUCGAUCCUGCUAAAAAGGCACCCCGGGGAGAAGGUGGGGCAGAGGUGGAAUCCCGGACGCCGGCGGAGGGGGGCGCGGGGCGCGGGAAAUGUGCUGAGACACCUUACACCAGGCCGGGUUGGGUGAUAUUAAUGGACUGCUUUGGAUGUGCCAGGCACUUAAGUUAUACUGCAAAGCCUAAGCUACCCUAAAGGAGCUUAGCAUCUAGUGAAGGAGGCCUGCAGGAAUUUGUAAGUGUCUGGGUUCGAGAUCCUAGGAUUCAGAAGGAGGACUUCUGGCACUCUUAUAUCGACUAUGAGAUAUGUAUUCAUACCAAUAGCAUGUGUUUUACAAUGAAAACAUCCUGUGUGAGAAGAAGGUAUAGAGAAUUUGUGUGGCUGAGGCAGAGACUCCAAAGUAAUGCAUUACUGGUACAACUGCCAGAACUUCCGUCUAAAAACCUAUUUUUCAACAUGAACAAUCGCCAGCAUGUAGAUCAGCGCCGUCAGGGUUUAGAAGAUUUCCUCAGAAAGGUUCUACAGAAUGCACUUCUGCUUUCAGAUAGCAGCCUUCACCUCUUCCUGCAAAGUCAUCUGAAUUCAGAAGACAUCGAGGCAUGUGUUUCUGGGCAGACUAAGUACUCUGUAGAAGAAGCAAUUCACAAGUUUGCCUUGAUGAACAGACGUUUCCCUGAAGAAGAGGAAGGAAAAAAAGAAAACGAUAUAGAUUAUGAUUCAGAAAGUUCAUCCUCUGGGUUUGGACAUAGUAGUGAUGACAGCAGUUCGCACGGAUGUAAAAUGAGCACAGCUCCACAGGAAUCCUGAAAAAUAA